AUGGGCGCUCGGGACGACGACGGCGAGCCUUCGCAGAUCCUGGAGCACGUGUUCCUGGGCUCCAGGGCCCACGCGCGCGACAAGGAGCUGCUGCAGCGGCUGGGGAUCACCCACGUCUUGAAUGUGACGCCCCCGAAGAAGAUGGACCCGGUGGCUGGAGUGCCCAAUUUCUUCGAGAAGGACAAGCUCUUCACGUACAGGCGCUGCCCCAUCUUCGACAACAAGGCGGAGGACAUCUCGGGGGUGCUCGAAGGCUGUGUCGCCUUCAUGGACCAAGCCAAGUACUAUGUGCGGCGUAUGUUGUGCAUUUCUCCCUCGUUCAUGUCCUGA
Messenger RNA from Phytophthora sojae, 330 nucleotides. RefSeq lists its product as hypothetical. Lineage: Eukaryota; Oomycota; Peronosporomycetes; Peronosporales; Peronosporaceae. Gene Ontology annotation, molecular function: protein tyrosine/threonine phosphatase activity; MAP kinase tyrosine/serine/threonine phosphatase activity. Gene Ontology annotation, biological process: negative regulation of MAPK cascade. The record is from RefSeq and is a predicted model, not a curated record. The transcript is spliced from 3 exons. Gene Ontology annotation, cellular component: cytoplasm. The coding region runs from base 1 to 330 and encodes 109 amino acids.